GUAUACGACGAAGUGACCGAGCACAUGGGAAGGUAACCUCCCAGUUGGGAGUCCGAGUGCUGUGAUGGUUGCAUCGGUGACAACCUGGCUACGCUCUUCCUGGGGGACACCGAAGCCUGUGAUGUGGACUUUCUCUUGGCACCGUCGAGACCCGUAAAUGCCAAAUUACCUAUUUACGUGUGUGUGAAUUGUUAGCAUUCCUCUUCGCCGCUGACUACGCGCAGCUGCAUAUCUCCCUCCCUUUCUCGAAGAACCAUAUAAAACAAAAGUGUGUGUAUAUUGUUGCUAUCCUCUUCGACGCUGAUACGCGCUGCCUCGGCUCUCGGAAAACAAGGAAGUGUUGGGGGGAGGGGGAAAUACUGAUGCCAAAUUCGCACUUCUCGGCGCCACCAUCACCACCUGAGGACUCGUAAGGGAUGACGGUCACCUACACCAGGCAUGUCGCAACCUGCAAAGGCUUCGGCUGCUUCUGGAAACUCCUUGUUAGAUGGAAGGGGAGUAUCUACAAGCUGAUUUGGCCGGAGCUGAUUCUCUACACAAUCUUGUACUACACGGCUAGUUUCAUCUACAGAUUCGCGCUGAACGACUUCCAUAAAAGAAAAUUCGAGAAGCUGACGAUCCACUGCCAGCGCUUCGUCGACUUAAUCCCCGUGUCCUUCGUCCUCGGCUUCUACGUCAACAUCGUCAUCCAACGUUGGUGGGAUCAGUACAAGACGAUCCCGUGGCCGGAUUCGCUGUCCGUCUUCGCGUCGACUUGCAUCCAUGGACAUGACAAACGGAGCAAGUUAAUGAGAAGAACGAUUGUGCGCUACGCCAACCUGUCUAUGCUAAUUACCUUCACCAUGAUCUCUCCAGCUGUUAAGAAAAGGUUUCCAACGAGGGAGCACCUUGUAGAAACAGGUAUGGUGACGGAGAACGAGAAGAAGAUCUUCGACGACCUGGACGAAAAGGCGAGUCACCCCAAGUAUUGGAUGCCCCUGGUGUGGGCGGGCAGCGUGGUGGCGCGGGCGCGGAAGGAGGGUAGGAUUCGAGACGACUUCGCGGUCAAGACGCUGGUUGACGAGAUAAACAGCGUCCGGGGGAAGUGCGGCCGACUUCUCAGCGUCGUCACCCUGGCUGUGUAUUCCUUCUGCCUCGGCACCGUCAUGGGGAGGCAAUUUCUGGACCCCAAGCUACAGAUUCCAGACCACGAUAUCGACUUCUACGUGCCGGUGUUCACGUACCUACAGUUCUUCUUCUACAUGGGGUGGUUGAAGGUUGCCGAGACGCUGGUCAAUCCUUUCGGUGAAGAUGACGAUGAUUUCGAGAUCAAUUGGCUGGUGGAUAGGAACCUCCAGGUCUCCUACCUCAUCGUGGACGAGAUGCACAACGAGCAUCCGGAUCUCAUCCAAGACAUGUACUGGGACGAAAUCUUCCCUCAAGAACUCCCUUACACCGUCGCCGCGGAACAGUAUCGGAAGGAGGCGCCGCAGGGGUCCACGUUCCACAUACAGGUUCCUGACGAAGAGCAGGAUUUCCUGCCGCUGGUCGACGAAGAGAAGGGCCAAUCACCCCAGAAGAAACCCUCAAGUGCCAAGUCGAUCCGAUCUCGCGUGGGUUCCGGUCUGUCGUCCCGGAAACCCUCGAUGCUCUCAAUGCUUCUGCAACGCGUACGUUCGGGGAGUCAAGAGAACACAAGGCGAAGAAGUACAAAAGGAUUUGGUAAGUUGGUUAUGUUAAUUUCUUUUUUUUGCAUAGUUUUUUUUUCCAUAUAGUACAGCUUUUUUUCCCUUUUCGUAAUCCGUUUUUUUCGUUUUUUUUAUGCUAGAUUUUCUUUUAUAAUGUAUCUUUUUUAAUUAUACAUUUUUAAUUAUAAUAUUUUUUCCAUGCUAUAUUUGUUUCGUACUAUAUUUUUCUUUUCGAUACUUCAAUAAUUUCUGAACCAAUAAAAUCAUCGCAUCAUAUCUGC
Messenger RNA from Penaeus monodon (black tiger shrimp), 1948 nucleotides. Its product is annotated as bestrophin-1-like. Lineage: Eukaryota; Metazoa; Arthropoda; Malacostraca; Decapoda; Penaeidae. Gene Ontology annotation, molecular function: chloride channel activity. The record is from RefSeq and is a predicted model, not a curated record.